AACACGACACCAUUGAAGAGUAAUAACCGCUCCUGCAGAUCAAUGAUCCCAGUUGCCUAGCAACCAGCUGAUGGGGAGGAUGACGACGAAGGAGGAGGAGAGCGAGUGAGCAAAAAGAGGUCUGGAGAAGGAGUAAAUGGACAAUCGGAAGAGACAACGCAGCCUGGCGCCAAAUUUGCUCAAUACGAAAAGAGACAAAACGUGGCCCGGCUGACCUUUUCCCAUCAGAAGACAACACUGAUUCUACCUGACCCAGUCGAUCAAAAUGUGGCUGGAGAGCGAUGACAAGGCACACCUGAUUAUCCCCCACGCACACUCGCACCCCUACUGAGGAGGAGGAGGAGGAAGGAUUCGAACUCUGCAAUGACGGUGUCUUUUCUCGCCACAAGCUGCGUGUGAGACGUGCACGAGCGCACGAGUGCGCGCAGACACUAAGCCCCGUGGGGAGUUUCUCGCAUGGGAGGAGAGGGCCCGAUCUAGGCCACCAAGAUGGAGUUGGCGCCCGGCACAGGCACGCGUGCUCACCUGGCGCAAGACUGAGAGGGCCAGACGCAGUCAAAGAUGAGAAAAGGAGCUUCGGCGUGAGCCCACAGCACCAUCCAGCAGUCAGGGUCUUUGGGAAAAUGAGGCAAGGUGUCCAGCUCUAGCCUUUGCCCCCCCUCAUCCACCAGGACCACCACCACCAAUCCCCCUUUCCCCCUCAGUGUGUGUGUGUUUGUGUGUGUGUGAGUGAGCAGCACAGCGAGCGUGUGCAUGAGUGUGAUGGCCAUGUGCGUCUGGGCGGCGGCCCCUCUGCUCUUCCUGGGCCUUUGCCUGUGCAGCGCGGGGGGCCAGGCCCAAGGCGAGAUGCUGGAGUUCGGCGGCGUGUCCAGCCAGUGGGGGCGCUUCCCCGUGUGGAACGCCUGCUGCGAGAGCGUGCUGAGCUUCAGCCUGCGGACGCACAGCCAGGAGGGCCUGCUGCUCUACCUGGACGACGAGGGCUUCUGCGACUUCCUGGAGCUUCUGCUGCUGCGCGGCCACCUGCGCCUGCGCUUCUCCAUCUUCUGCGCCGAGCCGGCCGAGCUGCGCUCGGGCGUGGCGGUGAGCGACGGACGCUGGCACGCCGUGCGCGUCAAGCGAGACUGGAAGAACACCUCGCUGGAGGUGGACGGGCGGCUGGAAGGCUGGGCCGAGGUGAAGAGCAAGCGGAGAGACAUGACGGUGUUCAGCCACACCUACGUGGGCGGCGUGACGGCCGAGCUGCGCGCCUCGCCGCUUCGCCUCACCGCGCCGUCGGUGCGUGACCACCCCGCCUUCCGAGGCUGGGUGGGGGCGCUGAGCAUCAACGGCUCGCUGGCCACGCUGGAAGCCUCCGAGGGCGUGACGGUGACGGUGGGCUGCGGGCCCGAGCACCAGUGCCAGAACGGCGGCGUGUGCAGCCUGGUGGACGACCGGGCCGUCUGCGACUGCUCCGACACCGGUUACCAAGGCAACGACUGCAGUGAAGAGCACAGCUACACCCCAGGUCUGGCACACCUGAUGAUUGGCGACCAAGCACGCGAGGAGUACGUGGCCACCUUCAAGGGCUCCGAGUUCUUCUGCUACGACCUGUCGCCCAACCCCAUCCAGUCCAGCAGCGACGAGAUCACGCUCUCCUUCAAGACGCUGCAGCGCAACGGGCUGAUGCUGCACACGGGCAAGUCGGCCGAUUACGUCAACCUGUCGCUGAAGAACGGCGCCGUCUCGCUGGUCAUCAACUUGGGCUCCGGCGCCUUCGAGGCCCUGGUGGAGCCCGUCAACGGCAAGUUCAACGACAACGCCUGGCACGACGUCAAGGUCACCCGCAACCUCAGACAGGUGACCAUCUCGGUGGACGGCAUCCUGACCACCACGGGCUACACCCAGGAGGACUACACCAUGCUGGGCUCUGACGACUUCUUCUACGUGGGAGGGAGCCCCAGCACGGCUGACCUGCCGGGCUCACCGGUCAGCAACAACUUCAUGGGCUGCUUGAAAGAGGUGGUGUACAAGAAUAACGAUGUGCGGCUGGAGCUGUCUAGACUGGCUAAACAGGGAGACCCCAAGAUGAAGGUUAGCGGCGUGGUGUCCUUCAAGUGCGAGAGCGUGGCCACGCUGGAUCCCGUCACCUUCGACACGCCCGAGUCCUUCGUGGCGCUCAGCAAGUGGACGGCCAAGAAGGCGGGCUCCAUCUCCUUCGACUUCAGGACCACCGAGCCCAACGGCUUGAUGCUCUUCAGCCACGGGAAGCCCCGGCAGAUACAGCGCAAGGACCCUCGCACACCGCCCACCAUCAAGGUGGACUUCUUUGCCAUCGAGAUGCUGGACGGCCACCUGUACCUGCUGCUGGACAUGGGCUCCGGAACCACCAAGACCAAAGCCAUCGACAGGAAGGUCAAUGACGGGGAGUGGUACCACGUGGACUUCCAGAGAGACGGACGCUCAGGGACCAUCUCGGUGAACAGCGUGAGAACGGCCUACACGGCGCCCGGAGACAGCGAGAUCCUGGACCUGGAUGAAACGCUUUACCUCGGGGGUCUUCCCGAGGACCGUGCCGGACUCAUCUUCCCCACGGAGGUGUGGACGGCGCUGUUGAACUACGGCUACGUGGGCUGCAUCCGCGACCUGUUUGUGGACGGCCAGAGCAAAGACAUCCGGCGGCUGGCUGAGGCCCAGCGGGCCGUGGGCGUCAAGCCGUCGUGCUCCCGGGAGCUGCCCAAGCAGUGCCUGUCCAACCCCUGCCAGCACAACGGCGUCUGCCGCGAGGGAUGGAACCGCUACGUCUGCGACUGCUCGGGCACCGGGUACCUGGGACGCUCCUGCGAGAGAGACGCGACCAUCCUGUCGUACGACGGCAGCAAGUUCAUGAAGGUGCAGCUGCCCAUGGCCAUGCACACGGAGGCGGAGGACGUUUCGCUGCGGUUCCGCUCGCAACGGGCCUACGGCGUUCUCAUGGCGACCACGUCCCGCAACUCGGCCGACACUCUGCGCCUGGAGCUGGACGGUGGCCGCGUGCGCCUCACCGUCAACCUAGACUGUAUCAGGAUAAACUGUACCGCCAGUAAAGGCCCAGAGACCAUCUUUGCGGCCUCGGGUCUCAAUGAUAAUGAGUGGCACACGGUGCGGGUGGUCCGGCGCGGCAAGGGCCUCAAGCUCACCGUGGACGACCUGCAGCCCGUGGAAGGUCAAAUGGCGGGCGACCACACGCAGCUGGAGUUCCACAACGUGGAGACCGGCAUCGUGACGGAGAAGCGCUUCAUGCCGGCCGUGCCGUCCAACUUCAUCGGGCACCUGCAGGGCCUGGCGCUCAACGGCAUGCCUUACAUCGACCUGUGCAAGAACGGCGACAUCGACUACUGCGAGCUCAACGCCGUCAUCGGCUACAAGAGCAUCGUGGCCGACCCGGUCACCUUCCGCUCGCGCUCCAGCUUCGUCACGCUGCCCACGCUGCAGGCCUACUACUCCAUGCACCUCUUCAUGCAGUUCAAGACCACCUCGCCCGACGGCUUGGUCCUCUUCAACCGCGGCGACGGCAACGACUUCAUCGUGGUGGAGCUGGUCAAAGGAUACCUUCACUACAUCUCGGACCUGGGCAACGGGGCUCACCUGAUCAAGGGCAACUCCAACAGCCCCCUGAACGACAACCACUGGCACAACGUGCACAUCUCCCGGGACACCAACAACCUCCACACCGUCAAGAUUGACACCAAAGUCACCACGCAGACCACCAUGGGCGCCAAGAACCUUGACUUGAAGGGUGACCUGUACAUCGGGGGCGUGUCCAAAGAGAUGUACCGGGAUCUCCCAAAGCUGGUGCACUCACGCGAGGGCUUCCAGGGCUGCCUGGCCACGGUGGACCUGAACGGCCGACUGCCCGACCUGCUGGCCGACGCGCUGGCCACCGUGGGACAGGUGGAGCGGGGCUGCGAAGGUCCCAGCACGACGUGCCAGGAGGACUCGUGCUCCAAUCAGGGCGUUUGCCUGCAGCAGUGGGAGGGCUUCACCUGCGACUGCAGCAUGACGUCCUACGCCGGUCCUCUCUGCAACGACGCCGGCACCACGUACAUUUUCGGCCGUGAUGGCGGCGUGGUGGUUUACACGUGGCCCCCCAACGAGCGCCCCAGCACCCGGGCCGACCGGCUGGCGCUGGGCUUCAGCACGCAGCAGAAACACGCUGUCCUGCUGCGGGUGGACAGCGCGUCCGGCCUGGGAGACUACCUUCAGCUGCAGAUAGACAAGGGCAACAUCCGCGUGGUUUUCAACGUGGGCACGGACGACAUCAACAUCGAGGAGAGCUCCAAGUUUGUCAACGACGGGAAGUACCACAUCGUGCGCUUCACGCGCAGCGGCGGCAACGCCACGCUGCAGCUGGACGACCUGCCCGUCAUCGAGCGCUACCCCUCAGGCAACAUUGAUAACGAGCGCCUGGCCAUCGCCAGACAGCGAAUCCCCUAUCGGCUCGGUCGAGUAGUUGACGAUUGGCUACUCGACAAAGGUCGCCAGCUGACCAUCUUCAACAGCCAGACCACGGUGCGCGUGGGCAGCGGCGAGCGGCGCGCCGGUAUGUUCCAGGGCCAGCUCUCGGGCCUCUACUACAACGGCCUGCGCAUCCUCAACAUGGCGGCCGAGGGCCACGCGCACAUCCGCGUGGAAGGCAGCGCCCGGCUGGUGGGCGACAUGCCCUCCUCCUCCAUCACGCCGCAGUCCAGCGCCUCCGCCGCCGGGGGCGCCUCCGCCAACCGCUCCGACUCUUCACCCGCCGCCGGGGACGUCGCCACCACCACCACCGCCAGCAACAGGAAGCUGGGCGCCACGCAGCAGUCGGCAGACGACAUCCUGGUGGCGUCGGCCGAGUGCCCGAGCGACGACGAAGACAUCGACCCGUGUGAUCCAAGCUCAGCACGCCCCCCCCUCCCGGAGGUGAAGGUGUUCCCCGGCCCGUCGGAGGUGGUGCGCGAGAGCAGCAGCACCACGGGCAUGGUGGUGGGCAUCGUGGCGGCGGCGGCCCUGUGCAUCCUCAUCCUGCUCUACGCCAUGUACAAGUACCGCAACCGCGACGAGGGCUCGUACCACGUGGACGAGAGCCGCAACUACAUCAGCAACUCGGCCACGCAGCCCAACGGCAGCGCCAAGGACAAGCCGCUCGGCAUCACCAAGAUCUCCAAGAACAAGAAGAACAAAGACAAGGAAUGCUCCGCAGACAUGACGACACAAAAGCAGAGCCCGGGAGAGAAAAGUCGGGGGACACCCGGCCGGGAUUUAUCGGCAGCCAGAUGCGUAAUUAUUCACACCUUUCGGGGAAAAAAGGGAAGAAUUCCUCCUAAUCCGCCCGUAAUUUACACGCGCAUGUGGAAUUGUGAUCGUAAAUAUUGAACAGGUUUAACAUUUGCAAUUUUCCAAGCAGCAGAUAAUCCCUCCCUCUAAUCCUUCGUUUGAUAAUCUGCCCAACGCUGAUUUGGAAUGAAAAGAGAGGAAAGGUGCUCAAAUUUGGCCCAAUCAUGGGGAUGAGCGUUGCUUGCUUUAUUGUAGUCAGCCUCGCGCAGUAUUUCUGGGACCCUUUUAAGUUCUGCUCCUAUGGGAUUCCUUCAAAGGUCAACAAUGGACAUUUUUUUUCCCUUUAUGGGCAUGAAGCACAUAACGGAGAAAGAGUAUGGGAGCACAAAAAAAUAAAAAAAAUCAUGCCAGCCCCUUCAAGUAUCUUCCCAUCAACAAGAACAAAAGGAACAAGCACACGAGCAACGGGACGGGAAAUCAGGGUGAGGCCAAAAGCCGCCGGAUGCUUUGUGUGGGACAGAAAAUGUGCGGCGGGUUUUUCCCCCCCCCCGGGAGACUUUACAUGCUACCUACACACGUAACAUACUGGAUGAGGACCUGCACUUUCUUCAAAAGAAGACCACAGCGAGGAUGAUGAAGUUGACGGAAGUUCUGACUCUCUGAGGAGUUGUUUGUCCUUGCACGUGAAAUUGUGGAUUUGUACCGCAAACAGGCGGAGGAGACACCGCCACCAUCUUAGAAAUACAAUCGCGGCAGAGACAAAAUGUCCUCCAUGGAGCCUGUGGACAAAACUUGGGUUGACGCAUUGGCUCUAACCUCCUUUUUGUCAUUUUUGUUCGUUUUUGAUUUUUGCUCACCCCCCCGACCCCAACCCUGAACAUGAUGUACAGUGGUACCUUGAAUUGCAAAUUUAAUUCAUGCUCAAAUCCAUCCAAUGGAAAUUCCAGCCCACUAAAAAAAAAACAAAGACCCAACAAAAACUUUAGUGCAUUUUAGUAUAAAAAGAAAAAAAAAGCUUCGAUGAUUUACAUUUGCAAAUUGUCUAAACUGUCCACUCUUCUUUUCAGCACCCGUGGGUAGCAAAAAAAAAUAAAUACAAAAAGUGUGAGCACAAAACCCAAGAGUGAGCAA
Messenger RNA from Syngnathus typhle (broad-nosed pipefish), 6402 nucleotides. RefSeq names its product neurexin-1a-like. The transcript has 27 exons. Bases 754 to 5370 code for a protein of 1538 amino acids. The record is from RefSeq and is a predicted model, not a curated record. NCBI's taxonomy places the organism in Eukaryota, Metazoa, Chordata, Actinopteri, Syngnathiformes, Syngnathidae.